AUGAUCCCACGACAAGGCUAUGCGCCAACUCCUCAUAGUUAUGUUCCUAACACGAGUCUUUCUGCCACUAUAAAUCUCGACGAGGAAGUCAAACUUACAAACACCCGUGCCGAGCGCGAUCUCCAAGAGUCACUCGCCGAGCUCUUUAGCAUUAUAAUAACACUCGAUGAACUCGAAAAGGCCUUUCUUAAAGAUGCUGUCCCAGAAGCAGAGUACACAGAAAUCUGCGAGCGAUCGCUGAGGCAGUACAAAGCGCUGCUGGCGGAUGAGACUAUCGCCAGGGAAUUCGGGGAUCUAGAAGAAUUCAAGGCCAGAUGGGAUCUCGAAGCACCUCGCGCGACAGAGCGCAUUCGUGUCGGCAUGCCAUCCACAACCAUCGACCGAGCCCCCUCAGCGCCAACUCCCGCUCCCACCGCAGCCGCCAACAACACCAGCGGUGUUUUAAUUCUCGAAGCCACCCAAGAGUUCAUCACCUUCCUCGACGCAGUCAAGCUCGGCCUCCUUUCCAAAGACCAGCUGCACCCCCUCCUCUCUGACGUGAUCCAAUCGGUAAACCGCGUUACAGACAAGGACUUUGAGAACCGCGGCAAGAUCGUACAAUGGCUCAUCACCCUCAACCAGAUGAGGGCGACGGACGAGUUGAGCGAGGAGCAGGCGCGCGAACUGGAGCUGGAUAUUCAGCAGGCGUACCAGGGAUUUAGAAGGACUUUGACUUGA
Messenger RNA from Fusarium pseudograminearum CS3096, 717 nucleotides. RefSeq lists its product as uncharacterized. Gene Ontology annotation, cellular component: ESCRT I complex. Lineage: Eukaryota; Fungi; Ascomycota; Sordariomycetes; Hypocreales; Nectriaceae. The transcript has 3 exons. Bases 1 to 717 code for a protein of 238 amino acids. Gene Ontology annotation, biological process: protein transport to vacuole involved in ubiquitin-dependent protein catabolic process via the multivesicular body sorting pathway. Gene Ontology annotation, molecular function: protein-containing complex binding. The record is from RefSeq and is a predicted model, not a curated record.